This is a messenger RNA of Gongylonema pulchrum, 411 nucleotides long. NCBI's taxonomy places the organism in Eukaryota, Metazoa, Nematoda, Chromadorea, Rhabditida, Gongylonematidae. The record is from the annotation of a GenBank genome assembly.
AAAUUGUUCCAAAUUCGAGUAAUUUCUUUUCUUUUAGACAAAAGCGGGAAGGUUGAUCAUCAAUUGGUCAGGGAGUCUGCCAAAAUGCUCUAUGGACUGAUUCAUGCUCGUUACAUUUUAACAGAUGAAGGUGUCCUGGCUAUGCUUGAUAAAUGGCACGAACAGGAGUUCGGCGUUUGUCCACGUUUCCACUGUGAAAAACAACCUGUGCUACCUAUCGGUCUUUCGGAUGCACCGGGUGAAUCAACAGUGAAAGUGUAUUGCCCUCGUUGUCAAGAUAUUUAUGUGCCAAAAUCAAGCAAACAUCAAAAUAUCGAUGGCGCUUAUUUCGGGACCGGAUUCCCGCACAACCUUUUCCUCGCACAUCCCAAAGAACGACCGUUAGCACCUCGAGGUACUUCUUUUCGAUAG